Aphanomyces astaci is the source of this 468-nucleotide messenger RNA. RefSeq lists its product as hypothetical. Bases 1 to 468 code for a protein of 155 amino acids. The record is from RefSeq and is a predicted model, not a curated record. NCBI's taxonomy places the organism in Eukaryota, Oomycota, Saprolegniomycetes, Saprolegniales, Verrucalvaceae. The transcript is spliced from 2 exons.
AUGGGUAAACCUAACCAAGCACAGUUAAAGUGGACGGGCGAUUUGGACCUUGCGUUGUUACGCGAGGUUCUUCGUGUGAAGCCUUACGACGGCGAGCACGGUACAUUGAUUCAGCGAUGGAAAGAGGUAGCUGCCAGUCUCUCGUUGUACUCGAACCAAGGCAUCCCCCACCGCUCUGCCCGCGACCACUACGAGGGACUGGUACAAGCAUUCAAGGCAACGGACAAGUCCCAGCGACAGUGGGGUACGGGCAGCGACGAAGACGUGCCAGAGCAAGUUCAACUUCUUCAAGAUCUGGUGGACCGACGUGACGCGGCCGACACUCUCAAGACCGCUGUAAAGUCCAAAGACAAGAAGCGCAAGGAGUCAUUGGAAUCUACUGGGUCGCAACUGUGUGUCGAGGCGGAGCAGCGUGUAUCAAAACGGCAACGCCCUAUGUCGGCCAAACGUUUCGAAUGGAGCGUCUAA